AUGACUGUCAUUGUAGUUCCAGACUCGUACCACGUCGUUGUCCGUGGCUUUGACGGCCAGGACGAUGAGACGCCAGGUCAGUUGCCUUCCCGCGAUAUCAACACCAUCUCAUGCUCAACCGGCUGGUCCCAACUAAGCCUCGUCCGGUCCAACCAGAUCCGUUUCGAGUGCUCCGAUCAGCAGGGUUCUCUUGACGAGAGCCUUAGGGCUUUCUGCGACUGCUUCUUCAGCAAUGGAGAUAGCAGGAUCUAUGGCACCCUCUCCGAGUUUGGUGUCCUGGGAUACUCGCCCGAGUCGGAGCAGAUGAGCACGUUGUGGUACAGUGCGCUCUUCAUGUGGCUGCAGAACCUUGGCAGCAAGGAGCUCAACCAGCUCAACGGCUUCAUAGAAGAUAUUAAGAAAAAGACAAAGGCUCUGAGCUCCUAUCUCCCAAACUGGCUAGAAGCCGGCCUUAUGGCCGCCUCGCUCGGACAUACUUGGUUCCCAGUGACCGAAUCAUUUCAAUCCAGGGCGCAUCCGGGCUUCGUCUCCACCUCGAACACUACCUCCCGCGAGAUCAGCAUUCAGCACCGGGAAGUCCUCAAGAACCUCGAGGCUCUUUUCGCCACGGGCUUUGAGACAGCGACGGUCUGCAAACAGGCGGUGGACGUCUUCCUGUCCUCCCAGCGCACCACUGUUGUCAACAGCAUUACCCCGAGUGUUGGAAUCACCAGGUACCGGUACUGGAAUCAACAGGGCGCGCUGCGCGCCCCCACCACGGCCUCCAGCGCUUACAACUACGCGGCCUACUCAGCAAACAUUACCGCUAUCGAGAACACGCCUCACACCGAUGGCGAGAUCAAGGCGGCCAAGGAGCGAGCCGACGUGCUGCAAGACUUGCCGAGCAAGCGGGGGUCACAAGCCAUCCAGGUAGGGCUUGGAUUGGCUUACUUGGCGUGGAAUGCCUUCUCAUUCUAUAGAGAACGGCAGGAGAAGUCCAAGUGGAGUAGCGUUGCCAAUCUUGUCAACUCAGCCAUCCGCAGCGGCCAGAUGUGCGAGCUGUGGUUGCAUCUCGUCUACCACACGGGCGAAGGAACGCAGGCCAUGUCGGAGGAGUAUUUUCGCGCGCUCUCCGCCUUGAUGGAGGUCCUAGAGAUCGUGACCCCCACCGCGCAGAAGCGCACUCCCGAGGCCAUCAGAGCCCGCAUCAUGUCCCAUGCCAGGAUUCUCGAGGCACAGAAGGAAGCCGUCAAAAUACUCCUCGUCUGAUCUUUUCGGGUAUAGGGCUCGGGGUCUAGUGCGAGGUUGGGUACCUGCAUGUAACCAUGUCCUGUGAUGGUAGGCACCCUGCACCAAGCUCAUUCUGCGCCACUGGACGUGUGGCAUGGUUGCUGGUUUACUCUAAAUGGCAAAUGUCUGCUAUCUGUUUUCUAGUUAUGUGCUGUUUCCUGCCCUGUGUUGUCUGAUACCGUCCCGCCGUUCUUGCCUAAUGGCAGUCGAAUGAUAGAUAGAGGCAAGAGCUCAAACCCUACUAUCCGUCCAACUG
Messenger RNA from Lasiosphaeria miniovina, 1525 nucleotides. RefSeq lists its product as uncharacterized. The transcript has 7 exons. Bases 1 to 1248 code for a protein of 415 amino acids. Lineage: Eukaryota; Fungi; Ascomycota; Sordariomycetes; Sordariales; Lasiosphaeriaceae. The record is from RefSeq and is a predicted model, not a curated record.